AGACAAGCGGACCCGGACCCGAACAAUAGGCCAAGAAGCUGCUGGAGGCUGGAGCCUCUGUUUUAACUUUCGACCCUAUCAGGCUGGCAUCUCUCCCCACGAGCAGCCGCCCCCAGGUCUAGGGUUCCCUCUUUCUUCUUCUCCACGCGAAUCAGCUAGAUACUAGAACCAGCAUCGAUGGCGGCGGCAGCACCGGCGGACGCGAAGGCGGAGGCCGCCAAGAUGGACCUCCUCGAGGACGACGACGAGUUCGAGGAGUUCGAGAUCGACCAAGAAUGGGAUGACAAGGAAGAUGGCAACGAAGCUGUCCAGCAAUGGGAGGAUGACUGGGAUGACGACGACGUGAAUGACGAUUUCUCACUGCAGCUGAGGAAAGAGCUGGAGGGAGGCAACACUCAGAAGAGCUGAACUACUUCCCCAUCCAUAUCAAAGCUGUAGUACACUUUAUCUUCGAUCAGGCACUGUGUGGCCACUGCUCUCUGAACCUGCGAUACUUCCCUAGCAAUAUCAAGCUGUGAUACUUAUCUUCGUUUCAGUACUGUGUAUCAGACUUUGUACCGUACUGCAUGUAGUUAUCGGCUGCGAGCAGCACAACUUGUGGAACAGUGAUAGUUACCAGACAGUAUCGCAAUUACCCGGAAGUUUGUCGA
Molecule: messenger RNA, 650 nt
Organism: Triticum dicoccoides
Lineage: Eukaryota; Viridiplantae; Streptophyta; Magnoliopsida; Poales; Poaceae
Product: protein DELETION OF SUV3 SUPPRESSOR 1(I)-like
Exons: 3
Coding region: 178-408 (76 amino acids)
Biological process (GO): mRNA export from nucleus; double-strand break repair via homologous recombination; proteasome assembly
Cellular component (GO): proteasome complex; proteasome regulatory particle, lid subcomplex
Source: RefSeq, a predicted model, not a curated record